Cydia pomonella (codling moth) is the source of this 1673-nucleotide messenger RNA. RefSeq lists its product as uncharacterized. The coding region runs from base 103 to 1629 and encodes 508 amino acids. NCBI's taxonomy places the organism in Eukaryota, Metazoa, Arthropoda, Insecta, Lepidoptera, Tortricidae. The transcript is spliced from 2 exons. The record is from RefSeq and is a predicted model, not a curated record.
GUAAUCUUCCAAAAGGUUUCGAAGACCGUGACACUGUUUAUACUCGCGGCGACUGUUGCAUUUGGGCGUGUAAUACAAAGGCCUAAGUCUCAUCCUCACCAGAUGAUCCUCAUGCCUGCUUGGACAGGCAGCCCGGACCACUACCCUCUACACAUCGCUCCUUCUUACAUUGAACCAGCCGUGAAAUGUGACGACCCUCAACCGGAAAUUGGACCAUUGCCAAUAGCAGAAAAACCCUUGGUUUCUCAAGCCCCUGUUUCGGUGGCGGUUCCUAUUCCACACUUCCCAGCACCUGUAAUGGUUGGGACAAAUUCACUCUUAGCCGAACCAUGCGAGCCCGCUUUAGUGCCAGAAACAACAGCUAUGGACAUUCCUGCAGCGAACGCGCUUCCAGUCAUGAUGCCUGUUUUCUCAGAAAUUCCCCAACCAGAACCUUGGUUGGAUGAAGUAGUUGCGAUUCCGCAACAGCCUAUGGUAGUACCACAGCCCCCUGAAUUACCAGCAUUCGUGAUGCCUGAACUCCCAGAAAUUGAAGUACCCAUGCCGGAACCGUGCCUUGAAGACCAGCCAAUCCCUGUUCCGGAGUAUGUACCACCACCAAUGCCACUACCGGUUGUUGAACCCGUUUUCGUACCUGAAAUGCCUGUUCAGAAUAUUCCUGUAGCGCCAGCAUUACCUCCACUAGAAAUGCCCGUUUUGCCUGAGAUCGUAAAGCCUGAACCUUGUAUACAUGAAGAAAUUGUUCCAGAAAAUCCUCAGCCAAUAUUAAUACCACAGGCUCCUGAAUUGCCAGCUUUUGUGAUGCCCGAUUUGCCUGUCAGAGUAGAAGUUCCUAUACCUGAGGCGCCUGCACCAGAGUAUAUUCCAUUGCCAAUGCCGAUUGAAGAGCCUACCGUAGCCUCUAUACCAGAACUACCAAAAGCACCAGAACUGCCAACAGUCGCCAUGCCUGUUUUCCCAGAGAUUGUAGCAGUCCCAGAACCAUGCCUUGAAGAAAUAGUAGUUCCUGAAGUCAAUUACUUGCCUAUCGUUCCACAACCCCCUGAAUUACCAGCAUUGGUAAUGCCCGAAUUACCAGUCAAAGUAGAAGCUCCUAUACCUAAGCCGAUUUUCACGGCACCUGCACCUGAGUAUAUUCCACUGCCAGCCCCUAUGCCCCUGCCUAUUGAACUGACCCCUGAAGUUAGCUACCAACCUACGGUAAUUCCACAAGCGCCUAAAUUACCAGUUUACGUGGUGCCUGAGCUUCCCGCAAGAGACCCCAUGAUUGCACCCUGUCCUGAAGAUAUUCCUUAUACAAUUCCGGGACAUGUUCAACACUUACCACUUAUGCCUAUUCCUGAGCUACCUACAGCACCUUUACCCAAGGAUCCAGUACGUGUAGAAAUCUCUUCUCCCAUAAUCCAACCUGAAGAUCCUUGCGUUGAAGAGCUAGCACUGGUUGUUCCUCAGCUGUCAAUGUUACCGGAGCCGAUAAUCCCAGCACGUCCUGAGCCUGCUGUUGAUCCCUGCGAACCUUCUGCCAAGCCAGCAAUGAUGGCUUUCCCGCCAUAUUUUAUAAACCAUCCAUAUUAUAUGCAGACGAACGGUUUCUAUCCCGGCAGGGAUAACUUAAUUCGUCAUCUUUAAGGAUAAAUGUGACAUCCCAGUUUUGAAUAAAUGAAUAGAAAUUA